CAGGACUGAAUGGGUUUACAGAGUAAUUAGGGUACAGAUUGUUAUCGGGUACACUGUUAUUGAAUGCAACUAAAUGUAAGCAUACUGGAUGGAUGAAAGUGACAGCAAAUGGGGGUUUACAGCGUAAUUAGGAUGAAGAUUGUUAUCCUACACUGUCUGCCCGUGUAAACCGAAAUAUGCGUUAUUUCCCAUGUGUUACGCAGCGCGUCCACAAAUUUCAAAAGUCAAAAUCUGUAAUACCUCGGAAAUUACGAAACACAUGGGGAUCAGGUUGUUUCAUUUUAAGUUAUAUUUUGAAAGGGAAACUCCCCCCUCUCCAAAAGGAUCCUCGUAUAUAAAAACACAAAUGUUAAUCCUGGACAUUAUUAUCCGUUUAGCCUGUGCAACUGAACUCGACCAUGCAGCCCUUCAGCUUUUUUGCCGUCACCGUCCUCUGCUGUGCGCUGUGGCAGUGUGCCAUUGCUGGACCAGUUGGAGAGCGUGAUUUAUCAUUGAGGCUCAAGGCAACCGAGUGCAAAGAGGUCGCGCGCUCGUUGCUCAGCGUUGUAUCUGGCGCGCUCGCCAUGGACCACCUGUUCGUCGGAUUUAACUGUACGCAGCAAAACGCAGAAGUGCACGUGAGGACGAAAACGAUGUCUGCUUGCACAUCACAUUCUGCAGACUGCCUUCACAGCUCUGUCCUGAAUAUUGAUGAGAAUGAAUGUCUACAGAGCAUCUUAGAAGAUCUACACUACUACUGGGAAACAUUUACAGUUUAUGCCAACUCAGAUCUUACCAAAACCGUGGUCAGAAGCAUUGAUGACGUCAUGCAGAACUGUUUUGCUGUCUCUGCAAUGGACAAAUCUGAGCUCAAGGUGUCCAUGGAUCAUCCAAAAUCUUUUCAAGAACGAUUACAGCUUUGUAAAGUCCUGAAGGGUUUCCACCUUCGAGCCAUUACUAUUAACAGAGUUUUCAACUACAUUUUGGCAAAAUAAUAAGCUCACAGUUGCUAUAUGGCUUUAUUACAAAAAAUAUUUAUUUGCUAAGUUAUUUUAUUGUAUUUAAACAUUAUUUAUUAUGGCAUAAUGUCUGUCAUUUGUUGUUUGUUAUUAAAUGCAUGAUGUUUGA
Misgurnus anguillicaudatus (oriental weatherfish) is the source of this 1107-nucleotide messenger RNA. RefSeq names its product interleukin-12 subunit alpha. Gene Ontology annotation, biological process: immune response. Gene Ontology annotation, cellular component: extracellular region. Lineage: Eukaryota; Metazoa; Chordata; Actinopteri; Cypriniformes; Cobitidae. Gene Ontology annotation, molecular function: growth factor activity; interleukin-12 receptor binding. The record is from RefSeq and is a predicted model, not a curated record.